AUGUCUUUUGAACACGCCAAGGUUCUAGCCACAGAACCCCUCGCGAAUGGCGAUGCCGUCUGGACCAAACUUGUCAAGCUAACUUACACUGAUUCGAAACGUCAAACGCGUACUUGGGAGUCAGCCGAGCGUACUACAAGGCCCAAAAAGAGUGAAAUAGAUGGCGUCGGAAUUGUUGCCAUUCUAGAAAAGCCCACUGGGCCUGAAAUUGUUCUUCAGAAACAGUACCGCGCACCUAUUGACAAGGUCACUAUUGAAGUUCCAGCUGGUCUUAUUGACGAAGACGAGACCGUAGAGGAAGCUGCUAUUCGCGAGCUGAAAGAGGAAACUGGAUACGUGGCCAAGGUAUCUGAGACUUCGCCUAUGAUGUUUAAUGACCCCGGGUUCUGCAAUACUAAUCUAAGAAUGGUCCACGUCACUGUUGACAUGAGUCUGCCUGAGAAUCAGAACUUGCAGCCCGAGUUAGAAGAAGAUGAGUUCAUUGAGGUCUUCCUAGUCCCGCUGACCAACCUCUACGACGAAUGCAAGAGGCUCGAAGCAGAGGGCUACGCAAUCGACGCACGAGUAGGCACAUUUGCCGAGGGAAUCGAGUGUGCCAAGAAUUCAAGCUAUGAGGUUUAA
Daldinia childiae is the source of this 621-nucleotide messenger RNA. Its product is annotated as putative Nudix hydrolase P35G2.12. Gene Ontology annotation, cellular component: nucleus; cytosol. Gene Ontology annotation, molecular function: ADP-ribose diphosphatase activity. The record is from RefSeq and is a predicted model, not a curated record. Bases 1 to 621 code for a protein of 206 amino acids. The transcript is spliced from 5 exons. NCBI's taxonomy places the organism in Eukaryota, Fungi, Ascomycota, Sordariomycetes, Xylariales, Hypoxylaceae. Gene Ontology annotation, biological process: ribose phosphate metabolic process; nucleoside phosphate metabolic process.